CAUAUAAAGUUAUUAAUGCAAUUACUGGAUCUUCGUGUUACUGGUGUUAACUACAGAUUUUUCUACAAUUACAACUCGAAGAAAAUGGAUUAUCGUCAAAAGAAGGUUAUACCUUCUCAACAAAAUACAAAGAAUGAUGAUGAAGAUGACGAAGAUUUGGAAGCUUUACGACUUGCAGCUCUUCAGUCAUUAAGAACAAAAGAUACUGUACAUAAUAAAAAACAACCCCCACCACAGAAAACUAUAUCAGAUGUAAUACAAACAUCUCACUCGUCAUACAAAGGCCCACGACCUUUGAGAAGAGGAUAUUUUCAUAACCGAAUGCAGCAGCACCAGAAUGGCAAUUUAUAUUAUCAAAGUCCACGUAAUCCAAAUUUGAUAGCAAUAGUUCCUGUAGAUGAAUGCCAUGUGCUGCAACAAACUGAGUUAGCUUGUUCGGUAGAAAAGACUGCUCCAAGUAUUGAAUCUUAUUCUACAGAAGUAUCAAAAUUUCAUCGCUUCAAAGAUAAUGGAUGUGGUUCAGAUGAAGAUGAUAAACAACAGAAAAAUGUAAUUUCAAACCCAGAAACUAUUGAGAAAGAUAGCAUAGAUGAUAAAACAUCUACAGUAGUUAAAAAUCAGACUGAAACUACAGAAAACUCGAAAAAAACUGAAGAAGAUCAAGAGGGAGUUAAUGAUGAUGAUGAUGAUAUCAUUAUAAUGGCUGAUCUUGAAGAGGAAGAUAGCUUAGAACGCUUAAUGGAUGAAAUGGAAAGAGAAAUGAAUGUUGAUAAGCCGUCCGAAAGGAAAGAAAAGAAAGGUAGCAGAAAAGAAAGCAAAGAAUCAAUAAAGAAAGAUGAGGUAAGCAGGAAUAUAAAUCAAAAAAGCAGAACAGAAGAUAGUAAUAUUCGAAAAGAGAGUUAUAGUCCAGCCCCAGCAACAAUUAUCUUAAAAAAUGAAAGACGGUCUAUAUCUCCACAUAUGGUCAAUCGAAUUUCACAGAAACGUAGAUCAUUAUCACCAAGGUCACGAUCAAGAAAGAAAUCACCUAGGAGAUCUCCUAGACGAUCACCUAUUAGACAGUCCAAAAAAUCUCAACGAGAAAUAACAAGGUAUAGAUCACCUAGAAAGUCUCCUGUCCGUUACUCUCCGCGAUCACGAUCACCUAAGCUUUCGUCACGGUCAAGAUCACCUCGAUUAUCACCACGUAGAUCUCCAAAUAAGUCUCCAAUAAGAAGAUCACCUAUUAAGAGAUUGUCUCCAAGAGGAAGAUCUCCAAAACUUUCGCCGCAUUCCAGAUCUCCAAGACCACUACGAUCACCUAAAACAUCCAUAACUAAAUCUCCAAGAUUGGCACGAUCACGUUCUCCAAAAUUUUCACCGCUUAGAUUAUCUCCUCAGUCUAGAUCACCUUUAAGAUUAAGAUCACCUAAGUUAUCUCCAAGACGAAUGUCACCUUCGCGUAGGUUAUCGCCUAAAUCAAAAUCUCCUGGAUUGUCUCCUCGGAGAGGAUCACGUUUAUUAUCACCAAAACUAUCACCACGAAGAAUGUCACCACGAUCAAGAUCACCAAGAUUAUCACCACGUCGAUCGCCAUGGUCGUCACCAAGAAAUUCACCUCGUUUAUCUCCUAGGCGAAAAAGAUCUCCGAGAUGGUCACCUAAAGAAUUAUCUCGAAAACAUGGACCACGAUCUAUCAGUCCAGAUGGAACAGGAAGUCCAUCAUAUACAAAAGAAUCAUCACCAAUAAUUAAAAGUAGAAUAUCUCCAGAAAUAAAUCGUGUGAAAACGAAACAGAAGGAAGAAAAUUUGGAAGAAGCUACUACAGUAGAAAAAGAAACUGUUGAUGUAAUUAAUGAUCCUGUAUUAGAAGCCAGGCGAAGAAAAUUUGAAUCUACAAGGCCUAUAGAUCCAAUAAAUGCAAACAAAAAGAUUAAGCUAAAUAAAAAGGAAAAUACAAAUAAAAAGGUAGAGUCACUGGAAGGAGGAGAUAUACAAUCGGGAAAUGUAAGAAAAGUUAAUAAAAUUACAGAAGAUUAUGAUAUUCAAGAAACAGACUUGUGUUUAGAUACUCAUUACGAAUUUGAAGACUUUGAACAGAGUAUGGAAAAUACUUCUCCUACUGCUAUUACGAGUUCUGUUAAUUCAUGUAUGGACUUAGAAACGCAAAACCCUGAAAAAGAAAGGUCAUCAAAGAAAAAGAAAAAACGUGAUAAAGAAUUGUAUCAAGUGGGAAAAUUAAAAAAUGAACUUCCCCUUUCUGAACGCAUUGGAAAAGAUAAAAAGUGUAAAAAACGCAAGGAUGUUAUUUCAGAUGGAUCAAGUGAGGAUAUGGACGCCAUUUUUGAAGAUUUAGUAGUUGAUAAGGAAAGUGAUUUACGAACUGAAUUAAGUAGAAGACGAGCAGAAAGAUUAAAUAGGACAGUGCCAAUUCAAUCUGCAAGAUUAGUGCAGUCUGCUUUUAAGGGAGUUGUUAAUGAAGUUGUCAAGAGUAAUGCGAAAGUAAAUCAAAGACAUUUGAUAAAGGUGGAUGAAAAAACUAAUCAAAAAGAAGUUAGACGAGUUACCGUUCUUCACAGGGCAAUAUCCGACAUACACGAUUCUGAAGAUGAAAGUGCUCUCGAUUCAAAGGUGCCUGUGCGUUUUAGACUAGGUCUUAAUAAACAAGUGCAAGAUACCAGGGAGUCAAAAGUUUCACGAAAGGCAUCUAAAAGACAGGGUCGCAAGGAAUAGAAUAUACGUGUGUUCUCCCGAUUGCAUAUUUAUAUGAAGAGUGCAUAGCUGUUCAUCUUACCUCC
Messenger RNA from Eufriesea mexicana, 2777 nucleotides. Its product is annotated as neurofilament heavy polypeptide. The record is from RefSeq and is a predicted model, not a curated record. The coding region runs from base 16 to 2712 and encodes 898 amino acids. NCBI's taxonomy places the organism in Eukaryota, Metazoa, Arthropoda, Insecta, Hymenoptera, Apidae. The transcript is spliced from 8 exons.